Symbiodinium necroappetens is the source of this 180-nucleotide messenger RNA. NCBI's taxonomy places the organism in Eukaryota, Dinophyceae, Suessiales, Symbiodiniaceae. The record is from the annotation of a GenBank genome assembly.
GUGGCGGAGUUCGGAUACAAGCGGAAGAUGGAACGUGUAGACCCUCAGCCCGCAGAUGACACCGUCAGCUUCGAAGGCCGCUGGUCUUUGAAGGACACCAUUCCAAAAGAUGCCAGCGGAGGUCUCGGGGAAGCGGCAGCCACGCUUAGACUUGUGCAGCCAGAUUUGCGCGCGGGCUGA